Anopheles coluzzii is the source of this 500-nucleotide messenger RNA. RefSeq lists its product as uncharacterized. The transcript is spliced from 2 exons. NCBI's taxonomy places the organism in Eukaryota, Metazoa, Arthropoda, Insecta, Diptera, Culicidae. The record is from RefSeq and is a predicted model, not a curated record. The coding region runs from base 71 to 382 and encodes 103 amino acids.
GCCACCGCAUGCUUUGUGUUUGUUUACGUUUGCUCAAGCGCUGUGUACCAAAAAGGGGAACGGAACAAAAAUGGCUCAGGGAAAAUUGAAAGUAAAAUCGAAACAACCGCCAAAUGCGAAGAAAGCCGCCAACAAGAAGAAAGGAACGGCAUUCAAUAAGCGAAAGAAUGCACCGAUCCAGUCGAAGAAGCACAAGUUUGAGGAGGCGCACAAGCUGAAGCAGGUCAUUACGAAGACGGUUAACAAGAAGAACGAGGACGACAUACGGAAGGUGGCGUACGAGGGGCAAACCAAGCUCAGCCAGGCACAGCUCGCGGUCCAGGAGCAUCAUCGGAAGCAGGCGGAGAAUGAUGCAAGCGAGGCGGGCUCUUCGAAGGGAUAGUUUUAAACCCAGUGUAACGAUUUGUGUUCGGAUUGUUCUUGGGCGAACUGUACUAUAUGUUUAAAGGCAAAACGGAGUUCGUUUUGACAAUAAAAUGCGUUUAUUAAAAUGAAAAGUA